AUCCACGCCGUCGGCAUCCCGCAGCCGAAAAUCAACUGGUUCCUCAACGGCAAUAUCUUGAAGUCGGACGACCUGAUCACGAUCACGUCCGAAGACGGGGAUUCGUGUUUGAAGGUCCAAAAUCUGGACGUCCACUGGAAUGGCGUAUUGGCUUGUGAGGCAUCCAAUUCUGCCGGCUCGGCCAUCACCCAAUGCGAGAUUGACAUUAUUGAAGAGGCCAAAGACAUCAUCAUCGAGCUGACGCACGUCGAGUCGCAGGCCGACGUCGUCGAGGUGGUCGGCGUGGCAGAGGGCGGAGAUACGGAACGCCUAACCGGGCAGCUACGCAGAAGCCACUCGAUCGAGUCGCUCGACGUCUCCGAGGCGAGCUCUGCCUCAAUGGCCGGUCAGCCGCCCCAGUUCAUCACCAAGCUCCCGGCCGAACUGUUUACAACGGUUGCCGAAGGUAUCCAACUGCGCUGCUCCUUCACCGGCCAGCCCUUGCCAGUGGUCACCUGGGAGAAAAAUGGCCAUUUGCUGGAUCUGAAGAGAUACCAAGUGGUCUCCGAGGAUGGCAUCACCAUGGCCAGAAUACGCUCAACACUACCCUCCGAUACGGCGACGUACACCUGUACAGCCGCCAACGCUUUUGGGGCCGUCUCCACGCAGUGCAAGCUUACUGUGGAAGGAGCCGACCUCCAAACGAAAGCCGUCCAAAUCCGCGUCAUCUGCGACAAGGAGCGCAACGACACGGAAAUUGAGGUGAAAUUCAAACAGAAGGAUGAAUUGGACCGCCUCGUGCGCGAUGAGCCCUUCCGCCUGAAGACGAUCAUCCUGGCCGAACCGCUAGCCAGCGUCGACUGGUUCGUCGAUGGUCGACUGAUCCACGAGGAUGGAAACUACAAACUACAAGGCGAAGACGGCGUGGCCCUCCUCGAAGUCCAGCGCCUCGAGGGGAAGAGCCAAAAAUUCUCGUGUGUCGCGAAGAACACGAAGGGCCAGACCCAAUGCUCGUGCAUUGUGUCGAGACAUGCCGAAACGAAGGAAGAAGCACGUGAGGAGACGAGCAAGAGCUCUACCGGGGAUGAGGUUCAUCUACAGGUGAACGUGCUGAAAGACGACGACAGCGAGCACUUUACCGUCGACGUCAAGGAGGAGGACGACACCAGAUAUGUUGUCCUUUACCAGGAGGGCGCCGAGCGCAAGCACAAGGAGCUCGAGUCGACUUUGCCGCUUCCCGAAGUGCAAGCCGACCUUGUCGCCGAGGAGGAGAGGCCGGCUGAACUUGCUGAAGUCGUUGAAGCUGAUAAAGCACCUUCAGAAGCUGAAGAAACGAAGCCGGGUGAGCUUGUUGAAGUCGUUGAAGCAGCUAAAGAAGCUUCGGAAGCUCAAGAGCUGCAGCCAACUGAACUCGCUGAAGUCGCCGAAGUCGCUCAGGCCGAGAAACCAGCUGAACUAGCUGAAGUCGCUGCUGCAGAACAUCCGACUGAACACGCCGAACUCGUUCCAGAAGCCCAAGUCGACUUACUCUUCCAAAAACCCGCCCCCACGAUCGACAUCGGCAUCAUCGAGCUGGGCUUCGAGCAGGUCGAGUCACGCACUCGACUCCAGAAGCCCACCAAGCCGGCCGAACUCGCCGAAGACGUUGCUUCUCCCCCCGUGGAGAAGCCGAUGGCCGAGAUCGAGGCCCAAGCCCUGGCCGAGGCGGCCAAGGAGGAGACCAUGGCCCUGAAGGCGGUCAGGACGGAGAGCUUCGAAGCCAAGCAGCUCGAGAAGCAAGCCGAUGAAGCCCAAGCCCAUGUUGAGCUUGUUUUCCAGAAACAAGCGGAAGCCAGCGGCAUUGAGAUUGGUGUCGUGGAGUAUGGGUUGGAGAAGGUGGAAGGAAUGGUGAAGAGAGCGAAAGCUCCAAAGGGUCUGGAAGGUGAACAACCCCAACAAGUUCAAGUAGUUCAGAAGGUCGUUGAAACUGAACCGAAGUUGGAAACGCCGGAAGAGAAGCGGCCUGAAGUCCAACAAGUUCAGCAAGUGCAGGAGCUGCCCAAAGCUGUUGAAGCUGAACCAGUCCAACAAGUUCAGGAAGUUCCCCAAGUCCCGGAAGUUAAGCCGGAAGCGCAGCCUGAGCCGAAGCCGGAGAAGCCAGCGGAACAGCCGGAGGUAGUUGAACAAUCCACUGAGGCUCCGCAGCCUGAAGCUCAACCAUUGCAGGCCAAGCCGGUCGAAGCGCCCGAAGUCACUGAAGCUCAAGUACAAGAAGCUGAAGCGACCAUCGACUUGAUCUUCACCAAGCAAGUCCAAAAGAAGUCAGCGCCUGAAAGUUCCGGCCACGCAGAGGAGAAGGCCAAGCAAGAGGCCGAAGCCAAGGCUAAGCAAGAAGCCGAAGCCAAGGCAAAGGUUGAUGCUGAAGAGGCCAAGAAGAAGGAGGCCGACUCCAAGAUCUCCAAGAAGGAGGAGAAGGCCAAGCAAGAAGCCGAAGCCAAGGCCAAGCAGGAAGCCGAAGCCAAGGCAAAGGCUGAUGCUGAAGAGGCCAAGAAGAAGGAGGCCGACUCCAAGAUCUCCAAGAAGGAGGAGAAGGCCAAGCAAGAGGCCGAAGCCAAGGCCAAGCAAGAAGCCGAAGCCAAGGCUAAGCAAGAAGCCGAAGCCAAGGCAAAGGUUGAUGCUGAGGAGGCCAAGAAGAAGGAGGUCGACUCCAAGACCGCCAAGAAGGAGGAGAAGGCGAAGAAGGAGGCCGAGGAGAAGGCCAAGCUAGAAGCCGAAGCCAAGGCAAAGGCUGAUGCUGAAGAGGCCAAGAAGAAGGAGGCCGACUCCAAGAUCUCCAAGAAGGAGGAGAAGGCCAAGCAAGAAGCCGAAGCCAAGGCAAAGGCUGAUGCUGAUGAGGCCAAGAAGAAGGAGGUCGACUCCAAGACCGCCAAGAAGGAGGAGAAGGCCAAGCAAGAAGCCGAAGCCAAGGCCAAGCAAGAAGCCGAAGCCAAGGCUAAGCAGGAAGCCGAAGCCAAGGCUAAGGCUGAUGCUGAAGAGGCCAAGAAGAAGGAGGCCGACUCCAACACCACCAAGAAGGAGGAGAAGGCCAAGCAAGAAGCCGAAGCCAAGGCCAAGCAAGAAUCCGAAGCCAAGGCUAAGCAAGAAGCCGAAGCCAAGGCAAAGGCUGAUGCUGAAGAGGCCAAGAAGAAGGAGGCCGACUCCAAGACCGCCAAGAAGGAGGAGAAGGCCAAGCAAGAAGCCGAAGCCAAGGCCAAGCAAGAAGCCGAAGCCAAGGCUAAGCAGGAAGCCGAAGCCAAGGCUAAGGCUGAUGCUGAAGAGGCCAAGAAGAAGGAGGCCGACUCCAACACCACCAAGAAGGAGGAGAAGGCCAAGCAAGAAGCCGAAGCCAAGGCCAAGCAAGAAGCCGAAGCCGGGCAAGAAGCCGAGGCCAAGGCUAAGGCUGAUGCUGAAGAGGCCAAGAAGAAGGAGGUCGACUCCAAGACCGCCAAGAAGGAGGAGAAGGCCAAGCAAGAAGCCGAAGCCAAGGCCAAGCAAGAAGCCGAAGCCAAGGCUAAGCAAGAAGCCGAGGCCAAGGCUAAGGCUGAUGCUGAUGAGGCCAAGAAGAAGGAUGUCGACUCCAAGAGCGCCAAGAAGGAGGAUAAGGCCCAGAAGGAGGCCGAGGAUAAGGCCAAGAAGGCCGCCCAAGAGCUCAAAGGAGCUCAAAGUGGCGAGCAAGAGGGCGAGAGCAUCGAGGGUAAGACAAAGCUCGGCAAGAAGUCGCGUGCCGAGGGAGCUGAAUUCGAGCAAGACGAGGCAAAGCCGAAGGAAAAGUCGGUCGUUGCUAAUGUUGAAGCUCAACUCCGCGCCAAGGAACCUCACGCAGGUCUGGACAUUGACCUGAUGAUCGAAACCAUAGAAGAAGUGAACCUCAACCUGAAGUUGGAGGCGACGAAAAAGAAACAAGUAAAGGAACCGGCCGAAGCGAAGCCCGAAGAACAAAAGGAGGUAGAACCCAAACCUACAAAGAAGGACAAGAAGGCCAAAAAGGAGGCGGAAGCCAAGGCCAAGCAAGAAGCCGAAGCCAAGGCAAAGGCUGAUGCUGACGAGGCCAAGAAGAAGGAGGCCGACUCCAAGACCGCCAAGAAGGAGGAGAAGGCCAAGCAAGAAGCCGAAGCCAAGGCCAAGCAAGAAGCCGAAGCCAAGGCUAAGGCUGAUGCUGAAGAGGCCAAGAAGAAGGAGGCCGACUCCAAGACCGCCAAGAAAGAGGAGAAGGCCAAGCAAGAAGCCGAAGGCAAGGCUAAGCAAGAGGCCGAAGCCAAGGCAAAGGCUGAUGCUGAAGAGGCCAAGAACAAGGAGGCCGACUCCAAGACCGCCAAGAAGGAGGAGAAGGCCAAGCAAGAAGCCGAAGCCAAGGCCAAGCAAGAAGCCGAAGCCAAGGCUAAGCAAGAAGCCGAAGCCAAGGCAAAGGCUGAUGCUGAAGAGGCCAAGAAGAAGGAGGUCGACUCCAAGACCGCCAAGAAGGAGGAGAAGGCCAAGCAAGAAGCCGAAGCCAAGGCCAAGCUAGAAGCCGAAGCCAAGGCAAAGGAUGAUGCUCAAGAGGCCAAGAAGAAGGAGGUCGAAUCCAAGACCGCCAAGAAGGAGGAGAAGGCCAAGCAAGAAGCCGAAGCCAAGGCUAAACUAGAAGCCGAAGCCAAGGCAAAGGAUGAUGCUCAAGAGGCCAAGAAGAAGGAGGUCGACUCCAAGACCGCCAAGAAGGAGGAGAAGGCCAAGCAAGAAGCCGAAGCCAAGGCCAAGCAAGAAGCCGAAGCCAAGGCUAAGCGAAGGCCAAGGAAGAGGCCAAAGCAGGAAGGCCAAAGCCGAAGCCAAGCAAGCAAGAUGCUGAAGCUGAAGGCCAAAAGGAAGAAGGAGAAGGAGGAGAAGGCCAAGCAAGAAGCCGAGGCCAAGCAAGAAGCCGAAGCCAAGGCAAAGGCUGAUGCUGAAGAGGCCAAGAAGAAGGAGGUCGACUCCAAGACCGCCAAGAAGGAGGAGAAGGCCAAGCAAGAAGCCGAAGCCAAGGCCAAGCAAGAAGCCGAAGCCAAGGCAAAGGCGAUGCUGAAGAGGCCAAGAAAAGAGGUGACCCAAGACCGGCCAAAGGAGGAGAAGGCCAAGCAAGAAGCCGAAGCCAAGGCCAAGCAAGAAGCCGAAGCCAAGGCAAAGGCUGAUGCUGAAGAGGCCAAGAAGAAGGAGGCCGACUCCAAGACCGCCAAGAAGGAGGAGAAGGCCAAGCAAGAAGCCGAAGCCAAGGCCAAGCAAGAAGCCGAAGCCAAGGCCAAGCAAGAAGCCGAAGCCAAGGCAAAGGCUGAUGCUGAAGAGGCCAAGAAGAAGGAGGUCGACUCCAAGACCGCCAAGAAGGAGGAGAAGGCCAAGCAAGAAGCCGAAGCCAAGGCCAAGCAAGAGGCCGAAGCCAAGGCCAAGCAAGAAGCCGAAGCCAAGGCAAAGGCUGAUGCUGAAGAGGCCAAGAAGAAGGAGGCCGACUCCAAGACCGCCAAGAAGGAGGAGAAGGCCAAAGCCGAAGCCAAGGCAAGAAGCCGAAGCCAAGGCAAAGGC
Molecule: messenger RNA, 5523 nt
Organism: Mesorhabditis spiculigera
Lineage: Eukaryota; Metazoa; Nematoda; Chromadorea; Rhabditida; Rhabditidae
Source: the annotation of a GenBank genome assembly